Babesia sp. Xinjiang is the source of this 4821-nucleotide messenger RNA. RefSeq lists its product as uncharacterized. Gene Ontology annotation, molecular function: extracellular matrix structural constituent. The coding region runs from base 1 to 4821 and encodes 1606 amino acids. The record is from RefSeq and is a predicted model, not a curated record. Lineage: Eukaryota; Apicomplexa; Aconoidasida; Piroplasmida; Babesiidae. The transcript has 4 exons.
AUGAUAAUUCACAAUAGAGCAAGGCUAAUGCCGUUGCUCAUUAUCGCAACUAUUAUCAAUACGGUGUGCGCCAGAAACGCCAAUGAAUUCUACACAUUCAAGGAUGCAACGGCGACGUCGAUAUAUGUCACACAAACUGAUGACGCUCAAAAGUUUGGACCAGCUAGAGCGUUCCAAAUAGGAGCUUCAUACUGGUGCAGUGCAGGCAGUCACACCUCAACUGACUUCGUGUCAUGGACCGGAGAGCUUUGGGACACAGCCAAAAUUGCACAAGUCGAUGUUAUAUGGGAAUAUGCACCGAGUGAAGUUGAAAUAUCCACAUCAAUGGCAAAAGAUAGCUUCACUGUGGUCAUGCCAUUUAGAAAGACAUUUGACAGCAAACCAUCUUACAAAGAAGUUUUCAAAUUAGAUGCACCAGUCGAGGCCAAAUUCAUAAGACUAACGCUAAGAGGACCCGUAAAUGAGUACUUCGGCAUUAGAGAAGUACACGUCGUCGGCGCAGGGGACCCACUGUUUGUCAUCAAGGCAGGCAUUUCCAGCCCAUCCGGAGAAAUGUGCCUACAAUUGGAGGAGGGACGUACAGACAACAAUACUCGCGUAAUCCUUGAUUUAUGUACCCAUGCAAUCGCAGCUGCAGAUGGAAGGGACCUUUGGAGGCAUGAUUCAAGGCAACGACUUGUAAGCGCAGUCACUAACCCACCGAAGUGCCUUACGUCGGUCAGCCCAAAUAAAAUUGGGGCUCUAGUUAUCGCAGAUUGCAAGGAUGAAGGUGAUGACCAAUGCCGUUGGGAAUUUAUGGGAAAUGGUCAAGUGGCACUUAAAAACGCCAGCAACCUUUGCAUUACACAAGCAGAUUUAUAUUCAGAUAAAGCCGGGAUGGGUAACCUGCUGCAAAUUAUGAAAAGUAAAGUUAAACUUAACGCAUCAAGUACAGCAGAGAAACAUGAUGUAAAUCUGAUAAUGGAUGGCAACAUUAAGACAUAUUGGGCAUCAGACCUCUUUCUGGACUCCAAUCUACACGUUGUGAACAUAACUAUCAACUUUGGAGAACUGACACGCGCUGCCAAAAUUAAAAUAGAUUGGGAGUAUCAACCUGUCACCUACACCAUAGAAGGGAGCACAGAUAAUAUCGUAUUCAAGGAACUAGCAAGAAACAUGUCAAACGCAAACCAUGUCACCAUAGACACAUUGGAUGAAAAGGAUUUCAAACAACUGAGAAUAGUUAUGAUGAGACCACAUCAUUCAAUGGGCAAGGUGGAAGGAGGUUAUGUAUACGGUAUCAGGGAGUUAGAGGUACUUACCAGCAACUUAGAAACUGUGGUUGGAGACUGCAGAGCUGCUGCUAACACAGAAGAUGCCAGGGAUAAAUAUUUCGUCUCAUACGUUUCGGCAUUCGAACCCGCUCUGGCAAAUGAUAUCAAAAAUAUGGAAAACGAGAUACAUGGGAUCACUGGAGAAGUUAUGAAUGACAUGGCAGCACUCAACGAUACCCUUGAAGAAACAGAUAGUUGCAUGGAGGAUAAAAAGGAGUACAACAAAACAUUAGAACAAAUACAUACCAAAGAAACCGCAAUGUGGAAACAGAUACAACUCUCCUCAUUGUGUGAUAAAUCGCAAAAUACUGAAAGUAUAUAUUCCACCAUAGGAGAAACCAUGAAGAACCCUGCAGAAGACUGCUACAUUAUCAAACAGUUGUCGAAAAAAGCGACUUCAGGGUUCUACUGGAUACAGCCACAGUGUUCCAAACACCCCUUGAGAGUAUAUUGCGAUAUGAGCUCACAGACAUCAAUGUUCAUAUGGGAUGGAAAAAACGGUGUAUCGGCACCGCAAUCUUUGCAUAACAUGACAUCACCGCUCUCCAUCAGGUACCAGUGUGCUGCAUACGGUUUAGAACCGCUAAUUGUUAAGUCUAAACACCAAAUUGAUGGUCUUAAAGAGGCACUCUAUCUCAUGGGAUUUGAACGUAAAACUGACCAUUAUGUCCCACUUACAUACAAGUUUGGGAAUUCACAUAAGUUCAGGGACCUGAUGAACAUAUUCACAUUCAUGACGGAAUCGUCGAUAACCGGGAUUAACAAGUAUAGUAGCACCCCAAAUGAAGAUGGAAUGGAACUUCCACAUAUAGUAGAACACAAUGCAGCAGGGUUGUCUCUUGCAACGGGUGAAAUUGAAGUCUUUGAUCUCGAGACAGCUAAUGUAGAGGCCAUUGUAUGCUCUACUAAUGUCACAGAAGAUAACGUAACCCCGAUCACCAUCGGCUGUGACGACAGGCUAGACAAGACCGCAUCACUUGCCUCAAACACUAACACUAACAUUGUUGUUAGGUGUUCUGAAAACUGCCUAGGAAAAAAUGAACUGCCGGUCUAUGGUAAGGAUGGCGUAUAUAGUGAGCGCAGCUCGAUAUGUAGAGCGGCGAUACACGCAGGUGUAAUUGGAAACAAAGGAACUUUCACUGUGGCAGUGGAGAGCGGGCUCCCUUUCUACAGUGGCAGCACCGAAAACGGUGUCCAGAGUUUCGCGUACAACAAAUCGUGGCAGGGAUCAAAGGAUUUACUAGAUUCACAAAUGACAGAUGGCGUUGAAGAAAUUGAACAUACAGGGCCACCAUCCAAGUUCAGUAUCAGAAUUUUACCGAGGAAAAAAGUUUGCCCGAUUGUACAGACACAUGGAUCCUUUCUCCAGGUCACCAGUAACAACUCGGAUAAGCCAAACGUUACAGAAAAGGAACCAUCCGCUAGUAAAAACUCGGACAAACAUACAACAAAAGCAGAUGCUAAGGACACACAGAGUUUAGAGAUUACUGACAUGGCUGACGUUGAUCCCACAACGAAACAUGAGGCUAUCAAGGUUCUUGCUGACAUGAAUGCCAUGUAUGGUUUGGAUCCAAAGACUGUGAUCAACACUAUCGAAAAUAUCGCAGCAUUAGUUAGCCGAGCCAAAAAGUAUAUCAAACCACUAGAGUCGAUAACACUCCACCAGGAGAAAAAUAUGACCACAUUAUUCGAUCGCGUGGAAGCAGCAUCGCAGAAGGCAACAUAUUUAAAUGAGAACCAGGAAUCGCUGAAAACAAAUUAUUUGAAACUUCUACAUGAUCAACAGGCAAAAGGGGUGGAGACCGAAACACCGAUUGUCAUGGAUUACACCACGAUGGCAUUUUCCAAAACAUUCAGAGUACAUGAAACAAGUAUGACAUCGGGUGGUCAAAGUUAUUGGGGAUACUCGGAUUCUCCCUUUGAUGGACAUUCAAGUUAUAUCGUACAAAGUAGUGAUAUAGAUAGCUCUCUGCCAGGUGAAGGGGCGUUUGCAAUAUUUAAAAAUCGCCGUUUCUUUGACUUUGACCUAAAUAUAGACCUUCUAGCAAAAAGUGAGGGCUCUAUAGGGAUAGCAUUUCGGGUUCAAGAUAAAUUUAAUCUAUAUUUGUUCGUAUUGAACUCCAGACACAGUAAUAAACAGUUACUCAAGGUGCAGGACGGUGUAACUCACGUCCUGGCGACCAAUCCGGAUGAGGGUUACAAGAAGAACAAAUGGAUCAAUGUUCAAAUUUCUGUAAAAGGAAACUCUUUCGAUAUCGUUUGCGAUGGAAAGAUCAUACUAAAAGUACUGGACACAGCGUUCGCACACGGUGGUGUCGGACUGUAUUCCUGCGGAAGCAGUGGCAACUUCUAUUAUGACAACAUUACAGUUAAACCCAAACCAACCGUCAAAGAGGCUCAUGAUACCCAGUUGGAUCGACUAAGGUCGAUCAAAUGUUCAACGUACAACGAAACAUUCGAAGGAGAUUUCAGUGAUGCAUACACUGUCAUCAAUCCCAGUCACACGCACACCACGUCAUGGAGGUUCAAGGAUAUCAUAGGAGGCAAACACAAGGCGAUACAUCAACACCAUGCUUCACAGGAUACACUGGGCGUAGGGUCAAUAGCCAUUCUUAAAAACGACAGAAUAUGCUCAACAGGAUACCUCAGAUUUAGGUUCCUACCCACGUGUGAAAACGGAACCAUAGGUGCUGUUAUCCGAUAUUCUGAUAUUAAUAAAAUGAUCCUGGUAGAAAUAAAUGGACAGGAGCUCAGGAUUAGGCGUAUUCAGAAAGGUGAAGCCAAAAUCCUUGCGAAUGUUGCUGCAUCCUAUGCCGUGUCCAAGUGGAACAUCAUGGAAGUGGAAAUAGGUACCACUACGGUGUCAGUCAAGGUUAAGAAGGGUGUUGAUCAUGGAUCGUUUUUCGCUGGGCUCUUCAGUGGUACCGAUUUUGAAUGUAAGGCGGAGUUAGGCGACGUAACUGGGUUAGGUCUCGGUUUGGGAAUCAAGUCUAGCGGGUGCGAUUCAUGUUACUACGAUGCGCUACAUGUAUCACCCGAACCAUUGGCCAACAAGUUCCCGACAACGAGCCUUAUACAGCAGUUUGCCAGUCUAAAUUUGUGGAAGCCCUGUGCCGAGAACGUGCACAUACUACACAGAGUGGCCCUGUGUAAAAAGAUGUAUCGUAACCAAGGGAAUGCAAAUAUCUGUGCAGAAAGCUUUUGUUCUCCAUGCUGCACGUACCAUACAAAGUUACUGGGAGAAGGACAUCGUGAAUCCUGCAUUAACACGUGCCAAAAGAACAACCACGUGGCACAGCUAUACCUCAAGAAGUUCCUCUCCUAUGUAAAUAGUUGUGUCUCGCUUAAGGGAGCUGCUUUCGACCAUUGUGAAGGGGAUCGACAAUGCCUCAGGGAGGCUUGCAUUCUCUGCUGCAGCAGCGGCCAUGAGGAAAAGGGACCACUAGACAAAGAGCUAGUGGCUCUGGAAACUAAAAGUUGUCUCAUGCAAUGCAAUAUCUUGAUGUAG